Paralichthys olivaceus (Japanese flounder) is the source of this 1055-nucleotide messenger RNA. Lineage: Eukaryota; Metazoa; Chordata; Actinopteri; Pleuronectiformes; Paralichthyidae. The record is from RefSeq and is a predicted model, not a curated record.
CCAGACAGAGAGGUAGCUGCUGGGACUGUGGACCAAACAUGUGUGGAGCAGCAGAGCCUGCAAACAGAGACACACCUGGAGGGGAGUACGAAGACAGUUCUCAGCCUCAGAGUGAUGAAGAAGAGCUUGAGCCUCCGUUGCCGCUGAGAUCUGAUGACGAGUUGCAACACUACAGUCCCUUUUUACCUCCUCACCACUAUACACACAACUAUGGCCUUCAUCACACUAUGGAUGUCCGGUAUUAUCACUCUGCAGGGGAAGGGCAGUAUGACCUCAGAUACCAACCUCAGCCUGGCCCCCCCUCUGCUUCCAUCCAGCACAGAAGACCCUGUGAUUACUCCCCAACGUGGCACCAACGUCAUGAUAACUGUUUGAGUGACAGUGUGGCACAGGCAGGCGUCUCGGUUAACGUGCCGCAGUUCUCCAUCCCCCCUGUCGAGGGCGUGUCACAGGUCAGUGUGAUGAACCUGAGCUCUGCUGGAGCUGAGGCACCUGUGACACAUCCACAUGAGAGAAGAAGAACCAUCAGUCUGCCUGAUGAGUGCCGAAACAUUUUUAUAACGUAUUCUUCAGACGUGCGCUCAGAAAUGGUUCCUUUCGUAGACUUCCUCACAAAGCAAGGUUUUCGUCCAGCUAUCGACCUAUUUGAAGACCCUAUAAGAAGCCUGGACAUCAACAAGUUGAAAGACAUUUACUUAAAAGACCCAUCCUACCUGAUUAUCAUCGCCAUCAGUCCAAAGUAUAAAGCGGACAUCGAAGGGUUGGUAGUGGACGAUCUCGGCCUUCACACUAAAUAUAUUCACUCCAUGAUGCAGAAUGAAUUCAUCCAACAAGGCAGCUUGAAUUUUAGAUUCAUACCAGUUCUCUUCCUCAGUGCCUCCCAGAAGCACGUCCCCUGUUGGCUUCAGAACACACGUGUUUACCGCUGGCCACACGACACUGAGGAUUUGUUACUGCGACUGCUGAGGGAGGAGAGAUACGUUCCUCCGCCUGUUCCGAUGGAGCUCACCCUCAUCGUCAGGCCUGUGGCCCUGAGUGCCGCAGCGACACUGUGA